AUGCUGUUUUUUGUUGCAUCAAUUGUUUUAAAUUUGUUGUUAGCCGCCCUGAGCCGUUUUCUGAACUGGGAAGGGCGGGGUAUAAAUAAAAAUUUAUUAUUAUUAUUUGAAAAUAUAGACCUAGGAAUGAAGGCAAGAAGCAUGAAAAAUAAGGUUGCAAAUGAUAACGUUUUCAUUCACUUCCUGGCUUUUAAGAGGUUAUCUUUAGAUGCAUUUACAGGAGAAACCCUGAAUGUCUCUUUAAAGGUUAUAAAAGUUUUCCAAUGCAAAAGCAGCUACAUUUUAAGAACUGUUAAGAGCAAAAGAAGUGACGUAAAAGCCACUGCUUCAAAACUUCUUACUCCCAGAUCAAAGGAUCCCACUCCCUGCAUUCUCACCAUGAUCUGUCUGCAAUAUGAGAACAUUACUUCUAACCUACCUUUCACGGUGGGUUCAAAUGCUAGCAAAAUAUGUGAAUUGAUGCAACUUUCCCCUCCCUGUGCACUUGAAGCCCUCCAGCAAAAAUGCCCCCACAUAUUUUGGCUUGAAAAAAGCAUCCUGCUGGCUCCCAUACGAUUUUUUUCCCCAAACCUCACUGUGGCAGGUUUGAUUAAGAACAGGUGUGUUUUGUGGCCUUUGACUUUUAUUGCUUAUGACUUUUGUUAUAUUUUGUAA
Messenger RNA from Podarcis lilfordi (Lilford's wall lizard), 654 nucleotides. NCBI's taxonomy places the organism in Eukaryota, Metazoa, Chordata, Lepidosauria, Squamata, Lacertidae. The record is from the annotation of a GenBank genome assembly.